Messenger RNA from Schistocerca gregaria, 642 nucleotides. RefSeq names its product organic solute transporter alpha-like protein. Lineage: Eukaryota; Metazoa; Arthropoda; Insecta; Orthoptera; Acrididae. The transcript is spliced from 4 exons. Bases 1 to 642 code for a protein of 213 amino acids. The record is from RefSeq and is a predicted model, not a curated record.
AUGCAGUACGAAGAGCUCACACUAAGCCACCUGCCGAUGAACGAUGAGUUACUGAACGGAACGAGAUCCACCAACGAGCAGCCGGUGGACUGUUCCAGCGUGCCCCUUCCAAGCACUGGAGAAUACUACGCUGGCCCUCUGGCGGUGAUCGUGCCGGUGGUCGCGUUAAGCACGCUGGCCACGAUCGCGGUGGGGGCGGUCUACGUCAGCACCAUGCGCUACGUGCAGCUCCACACGCCCCAGGUGCUCCGGGGCUACACGUCCUUCGUCAUCUCCAUCUACCCGGUGUCUGCGUCCGUGGCGUACGUGUCGGUGCUGGUGCCGCGCACCUUCCCCAUGGUGCAGCUGGUGAUGCAGGCCAUGUUCGUGGUGUGCUUCUACCAGCUGUUCUCGCUGCUCGUCUGCCACUUCGACAGCAAGGAGCAGGAGCUGUCUUCACAGCUGGUGGCCACCACACUGCGCCCGGUCACCGGACCCUGCUGCUGCUGCUCCUGCUGCGGCCGCUGCCUCAAGCCCUUGCCCGUCACCAGGGGCAGCGUUAAGCGCGUGCGUUUGCUGGUCUUGCAACUGCCGGUGGUGCAGUGGAUGAUCUACCUGGCGACAUGCAUCGUCCUCUUCGAACGAGAGGUGAGUCGUCUGUAA